GAUAACGAGGGAAGAAGAUGGCUGACCAAAAUUCAGAGGAUGUUGAAUUGAAUAAGGAAUCCAACCAUUCUGAUAGCUCCUGUGAUGAGAGUGUGGCCGAAUUAACAGACUCAGACUUUUACAUAAUGAUCUAAUUAUUAUGUAAAAGUGGAGAAUGAGUAUUAGAGUAAAAAAGCAUAGAUAAAGAAGAUACUCAAAAGGUAAAGGUAAACGCAUAUGUGUUUUUCUAACCAGGAAACUUUCUCCCUUGAAACUUUCAAAGUUAGAUGGGUUGAUUUCAGCAUUGGUGAUAAAGAGGGGUUCAUUCGCUAUGAGAAUGAUGGUGAUGCCGAAAAGGCAUUGAAAGCUGUACUUGAGAAAAAUGAAAAUAAAGUAAACUUACGUGGUGUAGAAACAACUCUACGUGUGAUCGAAGGAGAUGAGGAGAAGGGUUACUGGAAGAAGUCGAAAGAGGAGUUUGACAAACAUCGUCAGAGAAAUAAGAGAGGAGGAAAGAGACAACAACACUGGAAACAUGGCAAACGAGGUAGACAUGAUGGCCAUUCAAAUGAUGAACCACCUGUAAAACAAGCUAAGCCAGACACCUAAGUAUACCUAACAGUACUAUUUAUACAAAGUACCACUGUAUGACUAAAAUGUCCACAGUAUUUUGAGCACUGAGUCUGUUGUUUGGUAGAAUGUGUCAAGUGUUGUUCAUGUUGUGUUUUAUAGGCAAUAUGAAAUAAUGCAACUUGUUGUGAAUAUGAUUCUACACAA
Molecule: messenger RNA, 756 nt
Organism: Dendronephthya gigantea
Lineage: Eukaryota; Metazoa; Cnidaria; Anthozoa; Malacalcyonacea; Nephtheidae
Exons: 4
Coding region: 217-588 (123 amino acids)
Molecular function (GO): RNA binding
Source: RefSeq, a predicted model, not a curated record